GAACCAAAGCACAUGCAUUUGGAAAGCUUUUAGUAGCACUUCGCAAGGAAAUUCUCAACUGUAAACAACAACUGCGGGUUCUGUUCUCCGAUCGUGCCUCAAGUACUUAUUAUCUACCAUGGACUACAAGCGCGUGGACUCCCCGCCACCCUAUUCGGAUGACUUCGCCUCCGCUCCUCCGGCAGAGAUGGACCUGAACCAUCCGCCGUCUCGCCAGCUCUAUCCGCCGGUUCCUCAGCCGUCUCAGAUGACCUCGAUGUCACCACCACCACCGGCCCCGGUGAGCGUGAUCCAUCACCAGACCACGGUUUUGGUGGACAAUCCCGGCCAGGGAAUGGUUUGUCCCCAUUGCCAGGCCCGGAUUCGCGUUCGUGUGGAGCACCAUCCUACUGGAAAGACUUACUGCCUGGCUGCGUUCCUGUGCCUUUUCCUUUGCUGGCCCUGCGUCUGCGCCCCUUGCUGCUGCAACUGCUGCUAUAAGACCUCCCAGUUCUGCCCCAACUGUAACGCCUGUUUGGGAUCGUUUUGAAGACGCCAGCGAAAACACUCGCCGAAUUCAUAUCUACAUAUUCACAUUCGUAUAUAACUAAGUAUAUAUAUAUCCUCAUGUGUAGACAUCAACAAGAAGUGCUGCCUUUAUCAUACUAACACUUACCAUUCACACAAGAAAACAUUCUUCAAUCGUCUCUGCUUGCCGAAUGCGAAACUGUAAGAGAGAAUAGAUAAACAAAUAAAGCUUUGCGAAGCGAAUCAAUUUCUGGGAUUCCCAGAAACUGAAUUUUCUUUGUACGAAUUGUUA
Messenger RNA from Drosophila subpulchrella, 799 nucleotides. Its product is annotated as lipopolysaccharide-induced tumor necrosis factor-alpha factor homolog. Bases 119 to 529 code for a protein of 136 amino acids. Gene Ontology annotation, molecular function: zinc ion binding. NCBI's taxonomy places the organism in Eukaryota, Metazoa, Arthropoda, Insecta, Diptera, Drosophilidae. The transcript has 2 exons. The record is from RefSeq and is a predicted model, not a curated record.